This is a messenger RNA of Ailuropoda melanoleuca (giant panda), 1767 nucleotides long. RefSeq names its product mitochondrial ribosomal protein L54 (gene MRPL54). The transcript has 3 exons. The record is from RefSeq and is a predicted model, not a curated record. Gene Ontology annotation, cellular component: mitochondrial large ribosomal subunit. Bases 51 to 467 code for a protein of 138 amino acids. Gene Ontology annotation, molecular function: structural constituent of ribosome. Lineage: Eukaryota; Metazoa; Chordata; Mammalia; Carnivora; Ursidae.
GCCGCCGUCGUCUCCCGGAAAAGUGCACGAGCCGGCAGUCCGCGUACGUCAUGGCGGCAAGACUCCUCUUUGGGGCUACGUGGACCUGGACCGGCUGGCGGGCCCGGGAGCUCCCGGUCCCUGCCGAGCUUGGAAGACUCCUCGUACGGGGAUAUGCCAAGAGACCGGCCAUGAAGGGGGGCAAAGGCGCCAAAGGCGGUGUGGCCAGUGAGGCCCUGAAGGACCCAGAGGUGUGCACAGACCCCGUCCGACUCACCACACAUGCCAUGGGUGUCAACAUCUACAAGGAGGGCCAGGACGUGGUCCUGAAGCCAGACGUGGAGUACCCCGAGUGGCUGUUUCAGAUGAAUGUCGGCCCCCCCAAGAAGCUAGAGGAACUGGACCCUGAGACCCGCGAGUAUUGGCGACUGCUGCGGAAACACAACAUCUGGCGUCACAACCGCCUGAGCAAGAACCAGAAGUUCUAGUGGGGGAAGGGGCUGGGCCGCCCGGAGCCACCGGGGACCUCACCAGGCCCUAAAGGAGGACCCCCGAGGCACACCACAUCUCCUCCCCGCCCCCAUGGAAGACUCGAUUUUCCUGGAGAAAACAGGGUUUUGAGAACAGAGGAGCCCCCUGACCUGGUGCCUGUUUGGUCCCCACGGCAAGGCUGAAUCAGGGCCCUGGGGGCCGUCCCUGGCAAGCCCUGGGUGCUGUCUGGGGUCAGUGGGCAGGGGUGUGCCUCAGGCCUGUGGCUGCAGGGGGAGGUUUUUCUAGACACGCCUCUCGGUUGCAGGGGACUCAAACGAGCUCCAAACUACCCAAACAUGAGAGGGAGACUGAAGCGUCCAGGGCGGGCUCUGCCUUCAGGAGUGCUGACUCGGGGGCUUCGCUAUCCAGACAGACAGCUUUCUCUGGCUCUGGGUCCUUGUAGCCCCCGUGGGUAGUUCUCCUGGGCAGGGGUGGCUCCAGGACUCCUGGCUGACACCCCUUACCCGGUUUAGCAAGCCCAGCCAGAGGGAGGGGACUUCCUUUUCCUUCCCACUAAGGUCCCGUGUUCUCUGCAUUGGCCAGUUAGUUGAGCCCCGGGACCUAGGCCUACCCACCAUCCUCCUCCCCACCCCAUUAGUGCCCUGGGCUCAACCUCCCCCACACCCCCCCCCAGGAAAUGCGUCUGGGAGUCUUGAACUUGGCACUGUGAACCUGACCCACAGCCUGCGCGAGAACCAGCUCCCCACAGUCCUGGCCCCUGCCCUACCUGGCUAGGGGCAGGGUCACCAGGGUGAAGCCUGAGAGGGUGUGCGGCUGCAGGGGUGGGGUGGCUGCAUGAGGGCACAACCUGGGGGGCUGGACCAGGGGCCGGGGGUCCUCUGCGCUGUCUUGGCUAGCAGGGCUGGGCAGGGCGGGGGACUAACUCCGCCUCUUCCCAGGAGCCGAGGGCCCUCAUCCUCUAAGAGGACUGCCAAGCGGAUUACCUGCUCUCUCGGGUGGCCUGCCCAGAGCAGGUCCCAGCCCUCCCGUGGAUGUCCGUGGUUCUCAGGGUAGACACAAAGUUGUAGCGGCCACGAGGCACCUUGCUCGCUGUGCUUCAGCCCCAGGGCCUCCUGGGUUCUCCCGCACACCUGGCCGGUCCUGCCCCAGGGCUUUGGACGUGCCAUUGCCUCUGCCUGGCGGCUCUUCCCCGAGGUGUUCCCGUGGCUCACUCCUUUACCUCCUCCGGUUUUCCAGUAUCCCCUCCAAGAGGCCCCCCAUCCGCCUCGUUCAACUACAGUCCUGUCACGCACUCCA